Ustilaginoidea virens is the source of this 270-nucleotide messenger RNA. RefSeq lists its product as uncharacterized. NCBI's taxonomy places the organism in Eukaryota, Fungi, Ascomycota, Sordariomycetes, Hypocreales, Clavicipitaceae. The transcript has 3 exons. The record is from RefSeq and is a predicted model, not a curated record. The coding region runs from base 1 to 270 and encodes 89 amino acids.
AUGCUCGAUGCUGUGCUGAAGGGUCCUCGAUCCAGAGUGAUGCCGGACGACGAGAUGUCACGCAACGUUGAACACGGGAAGCGAAAUGGCAUGGUAACUCACCUGCAUUUAUUCAGCGUCCCCCGACGGAUCAAUUCGCAAUACUCCCUGAGAACCUCAGCGACUUCCAUCUGGAUUCUCAAUAUGAUCCAAACCGUUGUGGCGAUGCUCAACGUUCGACAUUGCGAUUCUCGGCAUACGAAGCUGCUGUAUACCGCCCCGGGUCUAUAG